UAACAUGGCGACUUUCAUUGACAAAAUAUAAACACACUUUGAUAUUGUGUUUGCUUUUAUAUAAUGGCGCCUAAAAUGAUUUUAUGUGAAGGAAAUUGCUAAAAUCCAUAACGUGAAUUCAUCCCCGUCGGCAGAAAACGAGAAAUUGAAUGAUUCUGAGGGUAAACAGAGUUUGAAUGAGGGUAUAAAGUAUAAACGAUAUCGACGUAAUGGACGAGGAGAACAAUUCUACGUCGAAUUUGGAAGAAGAUGAUGGAACCAAACAAUUAGAACCAAACACACUCGCUGGGAUUGAUGUUAUGAUAGAUGAAUCUCAGGAUGGACAUACCGAUGCGGUUUCAAGCGAUUUGACGGAUAAAAAGAAAGAAACACACGUUGAUUUGAAAGAUACACCUGUUCAUUGGGAACAUGCCGAAAAUAGCCCAAUUGCAGAUAGCAAAGAAGCCGAAAAAGUGCAGUCUAAUUCUUUAAAACAACCGACGAAUAGCGAAAUUAUUAACGAAAGUAACAUGAGUGAUGUUAAUAGGUCAAAAUCGACUAACUCCACAGACGAAUCAGAGAAUGGCCAAAGGAAUACGAACGACAUCAAUAAUUCUGGAGAAUCAAAGACUGACGAUACUAAAAAUAAUGUCGAAGAAUCCAAAUUUGACGAGAAAAACGAUGAUCCAGGUGGUCCAAGCAGUUCACAAGGACCAAAAACUGGUGGUAGCCAAAAUGAACCCGAUCAAAAUGAAUAUUUAGAUGACAAUAAUAGUCCACAUUACGUCAAAUGGAUAACGUGGAAAGGAAUGAAGACCGCCAUUGUUACGCAGAAUGAUAAUGGCCCAUGCCCUUUACUUGCAAUUAUAAAUAUUUUGUUAUUAAGGAGAGUUAUUGAAUUCCCAAGCAUGCAAGAAAUGGUCACCACGCAGCAACUUAUGGAUUAUUUGGGUGAUGUUGUGCUAAAGGAGAUUCCAGAGAAUUUAGCAGAAGGAGCACAAAGAAACUUUGAACAAAACAUGCAAGAUGCUUUGGGCAUUUUGCCAAAACUCAAAACUGGUCUGGACGUCAAUGUUAGAUUUACAGGUGUUGGUGAAUUUGAAUUUACACCAGAAUGUGUAAUAUUUGACUUAUUGAGUAUUCACCUUUAUCAUGGAUGGCUGGUUGAUCCCCAGAGUACCGAAUACAAAAAGGCGAUAAAGAACCUUAGUUAUAAUCAACUGGUAGAGAAAAUUGUUGCAAGUAAAGAAAGUAAUGAAGAUAGUGAAUUAUCAUCUGAGGGUCUUUUAGCAGAGACGUUCCUCCAAGAUACAGCGAACCAGCUCACAUAUCAUGGUGUCUGCGAGUUGAACGCUAAAUUAAACCGAGAUGAAUUAUGUGUGUUUUUCAGAAAUAAUCAUUUCAGUACAUUGUACAAACAUAAGGGUGAAUUAUUUCUGCUUCUGACCGACCAAGGUUUUCUGACCGAGGACAAAAUUGUUUGGCAAACGUUAUCAAACGUGGAUGGAAGUGGUGUGUUCGUUGAUUGCAAUUUCAAAAGCUUAUCAAUGAAAAACGAGCCUGUGCAGUCCAACUGGUCAACGGGCAACCCCGCUUUAUCCCAAGAGGACCAAGACUACAUGUUAGCCUUGUCAAUCCAGAACGAACAACAACAAGGGCCGCAACCAUCUUCCCCAGCACAGCCCCAGUUACCCGACGCCGCACUACACCCCCAAGAAAACCGGGGAAAUGAUAUGAGCGAACAGGAAUUCUACGAUUUGCAGUUCGCGAGGCAACUCCAUCAGGAAGAACAAGCGAGGGUUGGAGUUGGCGUGCCACAACAGCAUCAAAGACAACAACAACGACAACAGCAAGUGCUUCAAAGAAGAACAGGACGCCGCCAAUCACCCCCUCCCCCUGGUGUGCACGAAAACAUCCAAAAUAGGGAAAGAGAAGGGACCUGUGUAAUUCUUUGAAGAGCUCCAAGUUUGCAUAUGAACGAUGGUCAUUUGUCUGGAGUGAAUAAUAGCCUGAUAAUAGCUAAUGUGCAAUGACGGAUAAUAUAAGAAAAACAUUAAAUAUAUAAAAUCAAUGUUCACUAUAUUUAUUAUGAAUAAGGGUUAGGUGGACUUUAUGUAAUGUAAAUCCCCGUGGGACGACAUGCAUCUAAGAACAUUAUGCCAAGAUUGCGAUAUGUUAGUAGGCAAGUUCAUAAUCAUGUGCCUGCUCACAGGCUAACCAAAGUCCGCCAUAAUAAAAGCUAAAGAAGCUGGGACAAUCUGAGACUUGCUAAUCAGGCUGUCGCGUCGUACGCGGAAGGACCUGGGUACGAAGAUACUAUCUUGGACAAUUACUUGCACUUGUUUGCACUUGACGUUGAUUAACGUAAAAUUCAAGUCCUUUAAUUGCGCGCUGUUUAUUGGGGUAGAAUAAAAAUUAUUGUAGGAGAAUAUUUUUUGGAUCAUUUGUAAUGUAAUUAUAUGAAUAUGA
Dendronephthya gigantea is the source of this 2448-nucleotide messenger RNA. Its product is annotated as ubiquitin carboxyl-terminal hydrolase MINDY-1-like. The transcript has 8 exons. The record is from RefSeq and is a predicted model, not a curated record. Gene Ontology annotation, molecular function: cysteine-type carboxypeptidase activity; cysteine-type deubiquitinase activity; K48-linked deubiquitinase activity. NCBI's taxonomy places the organism in Eukaryota, Metazoa, Cnidaria, Anthozoa, Malacalcyonacea, Nephtheidae. The coding region runs from base 210 to 1934 and encodes 574 amino acids. Gene Ontology annotation, biological process: protein K48-linked deubiquitination. Gene Ontology annotation, cellular component: cell periphery; cytosol.